Messenger RNA from Cladocopium goreaui, 3942 nucleotides. The record is from the annotation of a GenBank genome assembly. NCBI's taxonomy places the organism in Eukaryota, Dinophyceae, Suessiales, Symbiodiniaceae.
AUGAUGCCCUUCUUCAUCUACUACUCCAUGUUUGGCUUCCAACGCGUGGGCGACAUCAUUUGGCAGGCCGCCGAUGCGCGCGCACGCGGAUUUCUUCUGGGUGCCACUGCUGGACGAACCACCUUGAAUGGUGAGGGGCUUCAGCAUCAGGAUGGCCAUUCCUUGCUCAUUGGUGUCAGCAAUCCCGCAGUGAUUGGAGCAAUUUUGGGUUCAAGCAAUUCAAUUGUCGAAUGUUCCCUCCGGAAGCGGACGGGAGAAGCGAUGAGUCGAAAAGGCAGUUGGAAAGGUGGCAAGGCUUGGAGUCAUGGAUAUGAAGAGACCACUGUAGUUCUCACAGGUCUGCCCAAGACCCUGAACGCCGAAAUUCUGCUGUCACUUCUGGAUCAAGAAUAUCUUGGUUGCUAUGACUACUUUUAUUUACCCAUGGACAUGGACAAGUUUGAGAAUACCGGCCUAGCAUAUAUCAAUUUCCGCGAGCAUAGCAAGGCGGUGGAAUGCCAACGCCAUUUCAGCGGCUUCAGCGCAUGGCCGGGAGGGCAUUUCAGUGAACGCAGUUGCAGGGCUCAAUGGUCCUCAAUCCAAGGGUAUGAGGCCAACAUCCAAAAACAGCAAAAGCUGACUGACUGGGUGAAUUCCAACAUCCCUGAGGAUUGCAAACCCAUGGUCUUUGAUAGCUAUGGAACUCGCCUUCCCACCAUGGAAAUCUUUCCGUCCUGGCAGGAUUUUGAGGACUCCUCUCGGGUGUAUCAUGGAUGGAGGAACUCCGAAACGCAUGAGGACCACCGCGGCUGGUGGAAAGAUGAGUGGUAUGGUCGCAACGGUGGCAACUCUGGAGGCUACGAUGCUUGGAGGAAUGGCAAUGCUGGCAAUGCUACCAGCGAUUGGUCCGGAUCGAUCUACAAAGAUCAGUGGUCUGAUAGAGACAGAUCUGACUGGCGCAAGGAGAACUAUGACACAGAUCGGAAGUGGGACCGUGACCAUGGUGACUCGCAAUGGAACAGCUCAGGUGUGCGCUGGAAUGGCUGGAAUGGACGACAAGAUGCCUGGUCCAAUGGUCACAGUGAGAGUCAAAUGAGCCAAAGACAAGUCUUGAUCAAAGAAGCCUCCAAUUCCAAUAUUUCCAAUGGAAAUGGGAUGUGGGCCUAUCCCGACUAUGACGCACUUCAGCAAGUCACCGAUCACAUCACCGGCGUCGAAGUUGACACUGGGAUAGCUGACCUUUCCGCAGAGAUCAGCGCCGAGGUGCUGGAGUUUCUCCAGAAUGAUCCAAAUGAUCCAAAGGCUUCCAAUGAUGAGAUCAUCGAAUUCUAUGACGUCCGAAACGUCCAAGUGCCGGCCGAACAGGGCUGUCUUUUGGAGUCGACCACUGGGACCAGAGCGUCCCGGAUGCCCCAAGUCCCACCGUCCGUGUCCGAGGCUUCCAUGAUGGCUUCGUUGGUGGCAGCCGUGGCAGUCACCAGGUAUGCCUGCCCCAGCUGUAGUGCCUCCUUUGCCAAGUGGUCAGCCUGUCAGAAUCACAUUUUCAAUGAAGCCAAGUGCCGCAAGGAAGUGGAGACGUUGAGCUCGCUUGGAGACCUGCAACAAAGGUGCAAAGAAAAGGCAGAGGAGUUACCACCAGUUGACCCGUUGAAUGGUCAAUCCAAUUCCGAGAUCGCACAGAGUGAGAGACGUUUUCAGUGUUGGGAUCCCUCCUUUGCAUACGAGGUGUCUUAUAUCAUCGAGCACGGCAUUCAAGAGAUGUGGGGCAAAGACAAGGAUUUGAUCUACUACAUCUCCCUGUACAAUGAGAAUCACCCCAUGCCAGAGGUCCCCGCAGAUCCUGUGUGGAAGGAGCAUAUGCUGAAGGGACUCUACAAGUUUCGUCCAGCGAAAGAGGGCAUGAGCCACACCGUGAGGUUGAUCGGUUCUGGCUCCAUCAUGCAGCAAGUUCUGAAGGCAGCUGACAUGUUAGAGGACUUUGGAGUGGCCUCCGAAAUUUGGAGCGCCACCAACUACGGAGAGCUCUAUCGCGAGGCCGUGCGAGCCGAACGAGAAGCGCGACUGAGGCCCCAUGAGGCCAAACCCAGCUGUCACGUGAGUGACUGUCUUAGCGAUUGGACCGGCUCCACUGUAAUUGCCUCUGACAAUGUGAUCGCCUAUCCCAAACUCAUCGAGAAGUACGUGGGUGGCGAGCUGGUUGUUCUGGGCACUGAUGGGUUCGGGCGCUCCGACACCCGAACGGCCCUGAGACGCUUCUUUGAGGUGGAUAGCGAGAGUGUCACCGUGGCGGCGUUGUCGGCGUUGUCCAGGUGGGUUUGGCUCCCCAGGAAGACGAACGCGACGAACGUGCCGUGGCUUUCGGAUCCUCCCAGACGCCCAGAUCCUGACAGGCCGCUUUCCGCCACAGGUGAGAGCGUGCUGAACUCUCAGGGCAACGAGGCGGCAGUUGAGGCUGCCUCACAGGCCGUGGAACAAGCCCGGCAAGGCAGCGUGGAGCGGCUGGCGGAGGCGAUCCGGCGGAAGGCCACCCUGCAACGAAGGCAAGCGCUGCAAGAGUUGGAUGGCCCCACGCAGCUAGCGCUGCUCACGGCCGCGGAGCAGCAGAUUGAGCGCGAAGCCAAGAAGUUCCACGAGGCGAAGUUCAGUAAGGGCGUGGCGUUGAUGCGGCUCUCCUUGGCACAGAUCGACCUGCAGCGCGGAGGCCUCUGCCGCUGCAGCAGUGCGGCAGACUUGGCGCAAGAUGCCAUGGCUGAGCUGACCGGUCACGCGGCGCUGGAAGCCCAGCUGCUGUGUGCCAGCGCUAAGUUGGCCUGUGGGGAUCCAGAGGCCCAGGCCGAUCAGGUCCUGGUCCUUGCCAGGUCUCGCAGUCUGGGUGACCGACGUUGGGAAGCCAUGGCCUUGCACGUCUUCGCGCUGAGCAAGGUCUUGCAAGGUACCUUGAGCGCAUACGAGGUGUCGAUGCUGCAGACCAGCGUGAAUUUGGGCCGCACUGCUUCUUUGCCAGAGAAGGAUCAAAUCUACAACGUGCAUAUUCCAAAAUCCGCUGGAAGCUCUUUUGCUCUCGAUGUGCAAGACAUUCUGCGGCCCUUGCAUUUGAUCAGUCAAGAGGGCUGUCUCUCGUUGCAUCGGAGCAAUCCACGUCUGAAGGGAGCCAUCACCAUGCUCCGGGAGCCGCGUGCGCAUGUCUUGUCGCAGUACAAGAUGUGCCGCAGCCAGUGGGUUGAGGAAUUCCGACAAGCGACCCGACAGAAGGGCCAACAUGCCCCCAGCGAGCGCCACCUCCGCGCCGAACGCCAGGUGUUGCCCCAUCGCUUCGAGAACUGGGUGGAGGCCUGGGAACGGAUCCGAGAAGAAGGCUGGCACGGCGACUUUACUCCAAGCGCCAACUUGGAAAGUCAGAAUGAUAUUGAGCUGAAGAUCCGAGAAACGCGAAUGGAAGCCUGGGGACAGCCGCCCUAUAGCAUUGACAAUGGCACCAAGCUGCGGAUGGAGGACUGGCCGUCACUGGAUGGUGGUGGAACGGUGUGGCAUUUCACCCGAGUUCCCUUCCAGUGCUAUGCCCCCAUCAAUCUGCAAAGUCAGAGGCUGAGUUGCCAGAAGCCACUGAGAUACGAGUCGGAGAUCGACAAGGAGCUUCUGAUUGAAAAUGUGAAUUCCCUCUGGUUCGUGGGCUUUGCAGAAGCGUACCAGUCGUCGAUUUGUUUGCUUCACUGGCGCUUCUCCCGUACAUUACCGCUAUUCUGCGAUUGCAACUCUGAAGUCUGGCACUCCUUUCAGGGACACAGCGAGAACCAGAAUAGCACCUAUCAUGGUGAGGUGAAACUGUCGCAGCUUGGGCGAAAAGUCUUGAAGAAGAUCGAUGCGCUUACGUCCACGGAUCGCUUCCUCUAUGGCUUCGCUUGGCGACGCUUCCUGCGAGACUGCGAGGAAGUGUAUCAGAGCACGGGGAAACGCAUCCUGUGA